UCGAGCGGAAUGGACGUGAAUAAGUUGAUUCGCAUCUCAUAUUGGCCGCGAUAGUCUUCUUCUUCCCCUUGCCAAAGUGUUUACUCAUUGGUGUUAUAGCUGUUGUUAUUUCGUUGUAGAUGCAACUAUUUCGAACUUAGUGAACUGCUCGCGAGUAAAUAACAUUACGCGGCGCGGAUUCCGUCAGUAUUUUACCAAGUGUUCGCGUACGCUUGGGGGCAACGAAUGCGAGCAAGCGGAGGAAAGUCGUCGGGAUGGUGCCAUCUUCAGUGAUUCACUAUGCCGUGUGGCACCCAUGGUGCGGAUGCUAAAAGUGCAAGAAGCUGAAGCAGAAUGCUAUAAAAAUAGCGAAAUCGAGAUAUCUCAAGCGGUUCAAUUGAAUUAUUCCCUGUGCACUAGAUAAUCUGUGAGUGAAUAUUCGAACGGAGAUAUGGCGAAGAAUGAAUGUUGUUCCUGGCUGCCACUGUUGGCCGUCGCGGCGGUGAUGUCCAUUUCCGCCGUGCUGUGCUUCAAUUUUGAAACGCGUCUUCCCAUCGUCAAGUAUGGAGCGACCAACACCUACUUUGGAUAUUCGGUAGCAUCCCAUUCCGAGCAGCUGAGAAACGGAGACAAAAAAAACUGGGUUCUAGUUGGUGCACCUCUCGGUCAGAAUCUACAACCGGCAACCAAUCGGUCGGGGGCCCUGUUCAAGUGUCCAAUCACACAGCUGAGCAAUGAUUGUGAGCAGAUCAAAACAGAUGGUCGAAGAAAACCUUCUGGUAUAUAUGAAAGUGACGAUGAGGACGACGAUAGUCUUGCACCGCCAGGAAUGGAUGAGCUCAAGACGAAUCAAUGGCUGGGCGUGACAGUCAAAUCCGGCGGAAAGGAAAAUAAGAUAUUUGUCUGUGCCCACCGCUACAUGAAGGUGCAUGAUCGGGGGAAGGCUAAGGAAAAUGGACUUCAUCUGGGACAGGGCUUGUGCUACGUGUUGAACAAUGACUUCACGUUUGGCUUCGCGGUGGAAGUGUGCCUUGGGCGAUCCAUUGAGCGCGAACACGAGCAGUACGCUUUCUGUCAAGCCGGUACUUCCGGGAUGAUUCUGGAUGAUGGUACCGCUGUCAUAGGAACACCCGGUGUCAUGAUCUGGAAGGGUACGGUGUUUGCAGUUGAGGUUGAUGGAGAGUUUUUAUCGCGAGAUAAAACGCAGUACUACGGUGCUCAUGAUAAUGCUGAUUCACCGGUUCCUAACUACAGUUAUCUAGGAAUGUCUGUAACUGGCGGGAAGUACUUUGGUGACUACAUGUCCUACGCAGGAGGUGCUCCUAGGGCUCGGGGGAAUGGACAGGUUAUCUUGUUUUCCAAUAGAAACAAGCGAAAUCCUAUUCUCAAAGAAAGAGAGCUGCGAGGCGAGCAAUUCGGAUCCAGUUUUGGAUACGAAAUGGCUACUGCAGACGUUAAUGGUGAUCAUGCACCAGAUAUUCUCGUCGCAGCACCGUUUUACUUUUCCAAAUCAGAGGGUGGAGCUGUCUAUGUCUUUCAGAAUAUGAACAACAACUUCUCGGACAGCUAUACUACCAAGCUGACAGGGAAGCUAGAAUCACGAUUCGGCAUGGCUAUUGCAAAUCUAGGUGAUAUCAAUAAGGAUGGCUGUGAAGAUAUUGCCGUUGGAGCGCCCUAUGAAGGAAACGGUGUUGUCUACAUCUAUCUCGGAACUCCGGAUGGAUUGUCAACUAAACCAUCGCAAGUAAUAUCAUCAAGUUCUUUAGGCUUAAAUGUUCCAACUCUGAAAACAUUCGGAGGUUCCUUAUCCGGAGGAAUUGAUCUCGAUAACAAUACCUACCCUGAUUUGGUAAUUGGUGCUUACGAUUCUGCUGCAAUAACAACACUAUUAGCGCGUCCCAUUACAAACAUCAAAACCUCAGUGGUGAGUGAUGAGCUGGAAAAGAUUGAUCCCGCUAAGCCUGGCUGCCGAGCUGAUCCAACCGCUAACGCCACGUGCUUCUCGUUCAAAGCAUGUUGUUCGAUAGAACCGUACGAAGAAUCUGGUCACUCCAGCAGUCAGACCCAGCACUUGAAACUGAUUUAUACGAUAGAAGCGGAAACCUACAACAACUUGAAAAAAUUCUCACGUGUCUACUUCGGGCCAGAUACACGAAACCGAUCGAAUAUUCUGCGAAAACAACUCAGCGUUGUCACUAAUGGACGGCAAGAGUGCCGAGAAGAGAUUGUCUACAUCAAGGACAACACACGUGAUAUCCAAAAUCCAAUUCGUUUCCGAUUGAAUUACACAAUUUUGGACAACACUCUCCCGGCGUCGGCGCUAGACACGCUGGAUCCUAUUUUAGACCAAACACAAGCUGAUCGAACGUUCGAAGCGACCUUCCAGAAAGACUGCGGUCCCGAUGGUAUUUGCCAGUCUAAGAUCGAUGUGAAUGCUAAGCUCUCGCUAGAAAAGCAAGCCGACAAUUCCUACUCUCUUGUGCUCGGACAUGACCGUAGCAUUUUGCUCAACGUAAGUGUUUCCAAUUUAGCCGAUUCAGCGUAUGAAACCCAUCUAUUUGUGAAACAUGAUCCCAGUAUAUCGUACAGUGGAACAAAGAGUCUGUACACAUGUACCCAGUUCAACGCCACCCUGGUGGACUGUUCGUUAGGUAAUCCUAUGCGAAGAAACACAGAGGCAAAACUUUCGCUACGGUUCGAUCCCCAGCGCGUGGAUGAUCUGGUGGCGAAACUAUCCUUCCAGGUGUUUGUCAAUACGACAUCGGCGCUGCUCGAAGGAACUAAGCAUAGUACUACUCUAGGGGUGAAUGUCAUCAAACGCGCCAAGAUCAGUAUUUCCGGGGCCGCCCAUCCUGAACAAACCUUCUAUGGAGGAGAGGUCAAAGGUGAAAGUGCAAUGGAAACAGUGGAAGACAUUGGAACAGCCGUGCAGCACAUCUAUCAAAUUUAUAACGAUGGUCCGUGGCGUGCACCGAAGGUCCAAGUUAACAUUCAAUGGCCGCAUCAAGUAGCCAACGAUAAGCCCCAGGGAAAAUGGCUACUCUAUCUAACCGACACACCUUCCGUGGAUGCUACCAACGGAGGAGACUGUGUCGUUGAUCCUAAUUCAGCCAUCAAUCCGCUAGGACUGAAGAAAACAUCUGUCCUAAACGAACUGAUGCAAAUGGAGCGUUACACUCAACGAGCGCAUAAUAAGUCGCUCACAUUCAGUGCGGAAAAAUCCGAGAGAUUAUCAUUUGCCAAGCAAACAUCAUUCUCUUCGUCCGACAAUACACUAAAUCGAGUACGACGCGAUCGAUCGAUGAUCAUCCGUGCCGAACGACUAACCGAUAAGGACGGCAAACAGACUGAUAUCGUGCACAUGGACUGUAAACGGAACACUGCAAAAUGCAUUUCGAUCGUGUGCAAUGUGUACGAUGUUCAGCCCAAGGCUCAAGUACUUAUCAACGUAACAGCACGAUUGUGGAAUUCAACACUGGUAUCCGACUAUCCUCGAGUGGAUCUAGUAAAAAUCGCCUCGAUCGCCAGAAUUAAGGUUUUCGAGGUGCACCAAGAUCAUCCCUUCGAUUCUGUCACGGUCGAAACGUUAGCAUAUCCUGAACUACUCGACCAAGCAGGUGAUGGAUCCAUCCCAUUGUGGGUCUACAUAGUUGCCAUCGUUGGCGGCUUGCUGGCCUUCGCGGUCCUCACCUACAUUCUGUGGAAGUGUGGAUUCUUCAAACGACGAAGACCUGACCCCACGUUAAGCGGGAACUUGGAGAAAAACAGCGAAAGCAAGCCUUUUAUCUAGUAGGAAAUCACAGUUUUCACAAUGGAAAAAAAGAUUACUUAAAAAGUGAUAAGAACCAUCCAUUAGGUUAAGAGGCGUUCAGUGCUGAAACAGUACUUCAAAAGAGUGGAAUGGUAAUUUACGGAACCUCAAAACGCUUCGAUCCAACCAUGCUUGGAAAAUGCACUUAUUUACAAAUAUCCACACAAAAAUUGGUUGAAAAUUUCAAGUUAGG
Molecule: messenger RNA, 3983 nt
Organism: Ochlerotatus camptorhynchus
Lineage: Eukaryota; Metazoa; Arthropoda; Insecta; Diptera; Culicidae
Gene: mew
Product: multiple edematous wings
Exons: 15
Coding region: 431-3769 (1112 amino acids)
Biological process (GO): integrin-mediated signaling pathway; cell adhesion mediated by integrin; cell-cell adhesion
Cellular component (GO): integrin complex; external side of plasma membrane
Molecular function (GO): integrin binding
Source: RefSeq, a predicted model, not a curated record